AUGAUGUCCGCUACAAACGAAGAUGACCCAUUUCUACAAGUUCAAGCUGAUGUCCACCACCAACUAUCCCUCACGCGCCCCCUCUUCACCUCCUACCUGCGCAUCCACUCCCUAACCAAAUCUCCUCACCCCACCCCCGAGCUCAUCUCCGCCCGCUCCGACCUCACCACCUCCCUCUCCCUCCUAACAGACGACCUCGCCGAUCUCCGCGAUUCCAUCUCCGCCAUUCAAGCCGACCCCUACAAAUAUGGUUUACAAAUCGAAGAGGUGAGUCGGCGGGUACGGAUGAUUGAGGAGAUUGGAGGAGAAGUCGAUGAUAUGCGCGAGGAGCUCGAGAAAACCAUGGGAAACAUGGGUCCUUCAGGAGGCUCCUACCAAGAUGAAAACGAGCAUGGGUCACCAUUAGACGAUGACUACGCCGCGGAAUUCGAACACCAGCAACAACUCCAAAUGCUAAAACAACAAGACGAGCAAUUGGACAGCGUAUACCACACCGUCGGCAACCUACGCCAACAAGCCAAUGACAUGGGCCGUGAACUCGAAGAACAAACAGGCAUGCUAGAGGAUGUGGAGACGGUGACGGAUCGCGUAAGCGGACGGUUACAAGGGGGCAUGAAGAGGAUGAACAGGUUGGUCAAGGCGAAUGAGGAUGGGUUGAGUAGUUGUUGUAUUGGGAUUUUGAUCUUUGUCUUGAUUUUAUUAUUGGUGCUCGUAUUGGUUCUGUGA
This is a messenger RNA of Sclerotinia borealis F-4128, 726 nucleotides long. NCBI's taxonomy places the organism in Eukaryota, Fungi, Ascomycota, Leotiomycetes, Helotiales, Sclerotiniaceae. The record is from the annotation of a GenBank genome assembly.